Messenger RNA from Rhopalosiphum maidis (corn leaf aphid), 4985 nucleotides. RefSeq names its product nuclear pore complex protein Nup98-Nup96 (gene Nup98-96). Lineage: Eukaryota; Metazoa; Arthropoda; Insecta; Hemiptera; Aphididae. Gene Ontology annotation, molecular function: structural constituent of nuclear pore. Bases 144 to 4844 code for a protein of 1566 amino acids. Gene Ontology annotation, cellular component: nuclear pore; nuclear pore cytoplasmic filaments. The transcript is spliced from 23 exons. Gene Ontology annotation, biological process: protein import into nucleus; RNA export from nucleus; post-transcriptional tethering of RNA polymerase II gene DNA at nuclear periphery. The record is from RefSeq and is a predicted model, not a curated record.
GAGAUUUCAGUUAUUUUUCAUUCGGAGUGUUUUGAUGAAGUUUCACGUUAUUUUACUGUUUUAGUAAAAUUCUUUAUUAUUGAUACCCCUGAGAUAUGACAAUAUAAUUGCAAUUUUAAAUUUAUGGUUUUUUAGGCUCUAAAAUGUUUGGUUCUGGGUCAGGAGCAUUUUCCGGUGGGGCCGGAAACACAUCGGGAUUUGGUCAGUCGGCAUUUGGUAAGCCCACAGCACCUGCAGUGUUUGGCCAAACAAAUACAUCAUUGUUUAAUCAGACUACACAGCCUAAUACAGGAUUGUUUGGAUCUACUGCUGCUGCGCCUGCAUUUGGUCAAACGCCUACCGCUCAACCAUCAUUUGGAGGUUUCAAUACUGGUGGAGCGUCAUUGUUUGGAACUCCUACAGCAACAUCUGUGUCUACAGGAGGGUUAUUUGGUCAACAAAAUGCUUCAAUGGGAGGAAAUACUGGAGGUGGAUUAUUUGGUUCUAGUAAUCCUAAUACUUCAUUUGGACAAUCAAAACCAGUUGGAACAGGAUUCUCUUUUGGAACACCAGUGGCACAGCAAACUGGUAAUAUAUUCGGUACACCUCAAACAAGCACUGCAGGCACUGGAAUGUUUGGCGCCUCUACUACUGGUACUUUUGGUGCUACAUCUGGUUUUGGAGCAACAUCUGCUGGUGGAACAACCAUAAAAUUUAAUCCUGUGACUGGUACUGAUACAAUGGUCAGAAAUGGUGUAAAUCAAACAAUUAAUACUAGACAUCAAUCAAUAACUGUUAUGAAAGAAUACGAAACAAAAAUAUUUGAGGAACUAAGAUUUGAAGAUUAUUCUGCAAACCGCAAAGUUGGACAACAGGGUGCUGUUGGCGGAGGAAUUUUUGGAUCCCCUAAAACUUUAUUUAGUUCUACAACAACUACAAGUACAGGUUUAUUUGGAGCAAAUGAUAAUAAACCACUUUUUGGUGCAACUUCAACAACACCUACAUUAGGAGGAUUUGGAAACACUGGUACUUCAAACGUUUUUGGUGCACAGAAUAGCUUAUUUGGAAAACCUCAACAAACAACACCAGCAUUUGGUACUCAACCAUCUACUCAAGCGUUCGGUAUGAGUACAGCUCAACCAAAUAUUUUUGGAUCAAAUACAGCUCAAACAGCUAAACCAUUUGGAGUUGCUGCUCCUCAGACAAAUAUAUUUGGAAGUACUGCUCCUUCAACUUUUGGUACUCAAACUACAGGAUUUGGCCAAACUGGUUUCGGACAACCCAAUCAGAACAACUUAUUUGGUCAAAAUAAACCAGCAUUUGGUCUUGGAUCAACACAGACAACAACAGGUUUUGGUUUUGGAACUAACACAUCUACUAGUGCAAAUGGUCUUUUUGGAAGUAAACCUGCUAAUACUGGAUUUCAAAUGACUACUCCAGCUUUUGGUACAAACAAUGCUUUUGGAGCUACGUCAACAGCUCAACCAGCUACUGGUGGUUUAUUUGGCUCUAAUGCUUUUAAUAAGGCACCAACUACAUCAUUAUUUAACCAACCAACAAAUCAACAAACAGGUGUAUUUAAUAAUGCUGCAAAACCCGGAGGGCUGUUUGGCCAAGGAACACAAGGAACUGGACUUUUUGGAUCAUCUAACUCUAAUAAUUUUGGUUCAGGCGGGACAUCAUUUUUUGGUAGUAACCAAUCUAGUGGAAUCGGACUUUUUGGAAAUUCCAAUAAUGUUCAGCUAUCUACCAAUCAAGUAUCACAAAGUAAUCAAAUGCAAUUACAAUUAGAUACAUUAAAAGCAAUGCCAUAUGGAGAUUCACCUUUGUUCAAAAGAUUUUAUAAGGAUGUAUCAAAAGUAGACGACUCAUCUCUUGUACGAUCACAAAGUGUAUCACUUGAGAAGUUUGGUAGCUAUAAAGUUUCUCCGAUACCAACACCAAAAAGAAUACCUCAAAUUCGUAGAAAUUUCCCUCAAUUUAAUCGUAAGUCCUUAUUUGACGGACUUGAAGAAUCUCCGCCAACAAUGAAAUGCAGAGAUAAAGUAGGGGACAAUUCACUACUAUUUAAUGCUUCUUCUCCAAGAUCGGGCUGUAAGAAAUUAAAUUUAAAAAAAGACUACAAUGACUGUAGUAAAUUAAACAAUGGAAAUAGUAUGAUUAUGCAUACAAAACCACUUGCUAAAUUAGAAUUAUAUUUUUCUAAUAAACAAGUCUCGCCAGAUGAUAGUUCAAAUACUGUUAAUUUGUCUUUAAUUGAAGAAAACAAUACAAUUUCUCAAUUAAAAAACAAUAAACAAAUCAAUUUGAAUACUUCAAAAGGAACAGAAGUCUAUGAAACUUCUCGAAAUAAUAUUACUGAUGCUGUUGUCAUCGACAACCAAGAACCUUCAAUUGAUUCCAGUACUCCUGAAGCAGAAGAUCAUCCUACUGGGAUAAAGUUAAGACGUGUUGGAUAUUACACUAUUCCACCUAUGAAUGAAUUGGCAGAAUUAGUAGAUGAUGAUGGAUCAUGUUUUGUGGAUGGUUUCACAAUUGGACGCUAUGAUUACGGAAAUGUAUAUUUUCCUGAUCGUCUUAAUGUUGCAGGUCUAGACUUAGAUACUAUAGUACAUAUAAGACAUAGAGAAAUUAUAAUUUACCAAGAUGAUGAACUUAAACCCCCUCUAGGAGAGGGAUUAAAUAGAAAGGCUACUGUUACUUUAGAUAGAGUCUGGCCUAAUGAUAAAACAACAAAACAACCAAUCACUAACCCUGAUCGUAUUGCAGCUACAAAUUUUGUUGUUAAACUUCAAAGGGCAUGUGCCAAAUUAAGCACUCAAUUUGUAGAUUAUCGUUCAGACACAGGAUCUUGGGUGUUUAAUGUUGAACAUUUUUCAAAAUAUGCUCUUAUAGAUUCUGAUGAUGAAGAUGAGGAUAUCGUACUGGAUCGUAGUGUUGAUUCUAAAACUCUUCCUAAACCAAUUUUACAAAAACCUAAAACUAUAAAAUCAACAGAAAACAUUAGCCCAAAACAAAAUGUUAUGAAACCAUUACUAGAUCUUUCUGCUGGUCUUGAUAGAGCUCAAUUACCACAUCAGUAUUUAUUAAAACCAAACUUUCAGCUCUCUACUGUUAGUGAAUUAACUAAUGAUUCACAUAUUAUGCAUUAUUAUGACAUGAACAAAGAAAAUAGCAUUAAUGUAACUGCUCAGCUAUCACAACAUAUGAAUUUACAGGCAUCAAAAAUACAAUGCAUGAAAGCUUCAUUUGAUGAUAUUUUUUAUAAUGAGUUGAUGGAACAAGAUGAUGACACUUAUGGACAAAAAGAUAAAUUUGAAGACAAGUUAGAAAAAAUCUUGGAAACAAUUCCUGAAUGUUUAAUUAGCCCUAAAACUCAAGAUAAUAUUUCCAAGUCAAAAUCUAUAAUAACUCCAGUAGAUAAUCAAGUAUCUCCAAAGUUUCUCAUCACAAAACAAAAAAAUAAAGUUGUUCAAGUUGUCGAAUCAUUAAAACCAGUUUUAACCGCCCCACUUCAAGCUCAACGGUUUAAUUUAAUAUAUGAUUCUAAUGUCCGACUACCAUUUGAAGUAGAGUUUAAUAAUACAUGCGAGUCUAGUAAACUGUCAUUAUUAAAUACUUUAUCAAUGAAAGUUCCUUGGUCAGGCAAUUUAACAUUUAUUACUCUUAAUACCAAAUCUAAGGGAAGUUUUUUACCAACAAAAGGACUGGAUAUUGGUUAUUUAUCAACAGAGUUGUCUGGACGUGGAAAAAAUGAUUAUUCUUCUACAAUUUUACAGAAGUUACAAAUUAUAACCCCUGUUAAAACUGAGACAUUCAUUGAAUUAUUGACUGAACAUUUAGAAAUUUGUAUGAUGAAUAGUAACUGUGAUGCUAAAAACAACAACAUUCCAUACUUUUAUCCAACAUUUGGAGUUGAUGCAUUACAUUCUCAUUGUUAUUUGUUGUCUCACUUCUCUGAACUACCUGAAGAAGAACACUAUUCUCAUGUAUGGGAGUUGAUUAAAGCAUUGUGGGGAGAUCCAGAAAAUCUGUAUACUAAAGACUAUCCUCAAGAACACGUAUACAAUAUGGCUAGACGUCAGGCAGUGUCUGAUUGGCUAGAAAAUGUAUUAGAAAAAACAGUAGAUUCUAAUAAUGCUGACGAGAAUGUCUCUCAAAAAAUAUUAAAUCUAGUUUCAGUACAUAAAAUUAUGGAAGCUUGUGAUUUAGCAAUUUCUAAUAAUGAAUUCAAUUUAGCAAUGUUAUUAGCACAAUUAGGAAGUGAAAAUUCUGUCAGAUGUUGCAUUCAACGACAACUUUGGCAAUGGUUCAAUAGCAAAGCUGAUCUGUUCAUAGAUAUUGAUCAUCUUAAGUUGUACACUAUGAUUUCAGGUCAACCUUUAUUCGAUUCCAAUCAAGGAAUAGUUAAUGUUUGUGAAAAUUUAAACUGGAUAAGAGCUUUUGCUAUACACAUGUGGUACAUCCAACCUCCAUCUAGUACUAUUAGAGAUGUACUAGAUGCAUAUCAAAGUUCAUUUGAAAGUGACGACUCUUAUGCUUUCAAACCAUAUAAAACAUAUGAUGGCAUUAUUGAUAUUGAUGAUAAAUUUGCUACUUAUGAUAUUUGUUAUCAUUUAAUGAAACUUUACACCGAUUCAGCAUACCAAAUGGACAAAAUUAUAAAUCCAUUUACUCAUACACGGGAUCCAAUGGAUUAUAAUUUUUGUUGGCUUUUGUACAACACAUUACAAUCUCUUGGCUAUACACAAAUGUCUGAAUCAUAUGCUAAUCAAUUACAUAUAAAUUUUGCUUCGCAGUUGGUAUCACAUGGACAAUGGCAAUGGGCCGUAUUUGUUCUUAUGCAUAUAAAGACGAACACUUGAGAGAAAGUUUAGUUGAAGAGGUUAUUGGAAGAAAUGUUGAACUACCCGUUAGUAAUAUCAAUGAAAUCAUUCUGUCUGAUAAAGAAACCUUUGUAAUAGAAAAGUUAAAUGUUAAAGAAGUAAUAAUAUAUAAUGCAAAGG